GGGCGGCCCGGGCUGCGUGCGCGCGUGCAAGGCUGGAGCAUGAGCCGGACUUGACCGCGAGGCGGAGGCAAAAGCCACCGCCCCCUCUUCCCCUCUCUUGAGUGAGGCGGCGAGGCGGCCAGAGAGGGAUGGGGGGCGCCCGCCCAGUCUGAGCCUCGUCGCGGGUGCCUCCGUCUCACGCAGCGUUCCUCGCGGGCCUCUAGUGCGCACCCUCGGCCCCAGCAGCCUCUGCCCGGCGUACUCCGGCCGGCGAGGAGGGGGCACCCGCCUGGGUGGGUGGGGCGGGAGGGUACCUGAGGUCACCUGCUCGGCGCGAGAGGCUGAGGCGGCCACGGCGUUGGCAGAACUGCAGAGCUUCGGGGUCCACCUGACCCUUAUCCUCAGCCCGGGAAGUAACCAGAGCAUGUGAGCAGCAGGGGAGGGAGAAAGAGAGAGAAUCUCAAGCAGGCUACGUGCUCAACAUGAAGGACUGCGUGGAGCUCGAUACCAUGACCCUGGGAUCAUGACCUGAGCCGAAUUCAAGAAUCAAAUGCUUAAACACUGAGCUACCCAGGCACCCUUUUUAUUAAGUAUUUUUAAAAGAAGGAAAAAGGUUUUUGAAACUAGAUACAGCUAUGUGAUUCUAGAAUGUGAAACAUGUUGCAGAAACAUUUAAGAAGUGGCUGAACGGGGAAGGAAAAAAGUGCCACUGCCUAUCAAAAAAAAAACAAAAGAAAACAUGGGAAAUACAACCACCAAAUUCCGUAAAGCACUUAUCAAUGGUGAUGAAAACCUGGCCUGCCAAAUAUAUGAAAACAACCCUCAGCUAAAAGAAUCCCUUGAUCCAAAUAUAUCUUAUGGAGAGCCCUACCAGCACAAUACUCCGUUACACUAUGCUGCUAGACAUGGAAUGAAUAGAAUACUAGGGACUUUUCUUUUUGGUAGAGAUGGAAAUCCAAAUAAACGGAAUGUGCACAAUGAAACAUCUAUGCAUUUGUUGUGUAUGGGACCUCAAAUUAUGAUAUCUGAAGGAGCCCUUCAUCCUCGCUUAGCACGCCCGGCAGAAGAUGAUUUCAGAAGAGCAGAUUGUCUGCAGAUGAUCUUAAGAUGGAAAGGAGCAAAACUUGACCAAGGCGAAUAUGAGAGAGCAGCUAUUGAUGCUGUUGAUAACAAAAAAAACACACCCCUACACUAUGCUGCUGCCUCAGGGAUGAAAACCUGUGUAGAGCUUUUAGUAAAACACGGAGGAGACUUGUUUGCUGAGAAUGAGAAUAAAGAUACUCCUUGUGAUUGUGCUGAAAAGCAGCACCACAAAGAUUUGGCCCUCAAUCUGGAAUCACAAAUGGUAUUCUCACGAGAUCCUGAAGCUGAAGAAAUAGAAGCUGAAUAUGCUGCGUUAGACAAACGAGAGCCAUAUGAAGGAUUAAGGCCUCAAGAUCUUCGUAGAUUGAAAGAUAUGCUUAUUGUGGAAACUGCAGACAUGCUUCAGGCUCCACUGUUUACUGCUGAAGCUUUACUUCGAGCUCAUGACUGGGACAGGGAGAAAUUACUUGAGGCUUGGAUGUCCAACCCAGAGAACUGCUGCCAACGAUCAGGUGUUCAAAUGCCAACUCCACCACCGAGCGGGUAUAAUGCCUGGGAUACGCUCCCUUCUCCAAGAACUCCAAGGACUACACGUUCUUCUGUCACCUCUCCAGAUGAAAUAAGUUUAUCUCCUGGGGAUUUGGACACCAGUUUGUGUGACAUUUGUAUGUGCAGUAUUUCUGUAUUUGAAGACCCAGUGGAUAUGCCCUGUGGACAUGACUUUUGUAGAGGAUGUUGGGAGUCAUUUUUGAAUCUGAAAAUUCAAGAAGGUGAAGCUCACAACAUUUUCUGCCCUGCAUAUGAUUGCUUCCAACUUGUGCCUGUGGAUAUCAUAGAAAGUGUAGUUUCUAAGGAGAUGGACAAACGAUACCUACAGUUUGAUAUUAAGGCCUUUGUUGAAAAUAAUCCUGCCAUUAAAUGGUGUCCUACUCCAGGCUGUGAAAGAGCAGUCAGACUUACAAAACAAGGGUCAAAUACAUCUGGGUCUGAUACACUCAGCUUUCCCUUGCUCAGAGCUCCUGCUGUGGACUGUGGAAAAGGACACCUCUUCUGCUGGGAGUGCCUUGGUGAAGCACAUGAGCCUUGUGACUGCCAAACAUGGAAAAAUUGGCUACAAAAAAUAACUGAAAUGAAACCAGAAGAACUUGUAGGAGUUAGUGAAGCUUAUGAGGAUGCUGCCAAUUGUCUCUGGUUGUUAACGAACUCCAAGCCUUGUGCUAACUGUAAGUCUCCGAUACAGAAGAAUGAGGGAUGCAAUCACAUGCAGUGUGCCAAGUGCAAGUAUGACUUUUGCUGGAUUUGCCUAGAAGAAUGGAAAAAACAUAGUUCUUCCACAGGAGGUUAUUACAGAUGUACUCGCUAUGAAGUCAUUCAACAUGUGGAGGAGCAAUCCAAGGAAAUGACUGUGGAGGCUGAGAAAAAACACAAACGAUUUCAGGAACUUGACAGAUUUAUGCACUAUUAUACAAGAUUUAAAAACCAUGAGCAUAGCUAUCAGUUAGAACAACGCCUUCUUAAAACAGCCAAAGAAAAGAUGGAGCAAUUGAGUAGAGCUCUCAAAGAAACUGAAGGAGGCUGUCCAGAUACCACUUUCAUUGAAGAUGCAGUUCAUGUGCUCUUAAAAACUCGACGCAUUCUCAAGUGUUCUUAUCCAUAUGGAUUUUUCUUAGAACCUAAAAGCACAAAGAAAGAAAUUUUUGAACUCAUGCAAACAGACCUAGAAAUGGUCACUGAAGACCUUGCCCAAAAAGUCAAUAGGCCUUACCUUCGUACACCCCGCCACAAGAUCAUCAAGGCAGCAUGCCUUGUACAGCAGAAGAGACAAGAAUUCCUGGCAUCUGUGGCUCGGGGAGUUGCUCCUGCAGACUCACCAGAAGCUCCAAGGCGCAGCUUUGCUGGUGGAACAUGGGAUUGGGAAUAUUUAGGAUUUGCAUCACCUGAGGAAUAUGCUGAAUUUCAGUAUCGGAGGAGGCACAGACAACAACGCCGUCGAGGAGAUGUGCACAGUCUGCUCAGUAACCCUCCAGACCCUGAUGAGCCAAGUGAAAGCACUUUAGACAUCCCAGAUGGUGGCAGUGGCCGCAGGCCGGGUGCCUCUGUGGUAAGUUCCGCAUCUAUGAGCGUGCUGCACAGCUCUUCCCUGCGUGACUACACCCCUGCCAGUCGCUCUGAAAACCAGGACUCUCUUCAGGCUCUGAGUUCCUUGGAUGAAGAUGAUCCCAAUAUACUUCUUGCAAUACAAUUGUCAUUGCAAGAAUCCGGGCUGGCCAUUGAUGAGGAAAAUAGAGACUUCCUCAAUAAUGAAGCAUCCUUAGGAGCGAUAGGCACCUCUUUACCUUCCAGACUAGACUCAGUCCCCAGGAACACAGAUAGCCCUCGGGCUGCACUGAGCAGCUCUGAGCUGUUGGAACUUGGUGACAGCCUCAUGAGAUUAGGAGCAGAGAGUGACCCAUUUUCAACUGACACUCUGAGUUCACACCCUCUCAGUGAGGCGAGAAGUGAAUUCUAUCCCUCAUCCAGUGACCCUGACUCAGCUGGCCAGGAUGCCAACAUCAAUGACAAUCUUCUUGGCAACAUCAUGGCUUGGUUUCAUGACAUGAAUCCUCAGAGUAUCGCCCUGAUUCCUCCAGCAGUUACAGAAAUCAGUGCAGAUCCCCAGCUCCCCUGUGUCAAAGAUGAAUCAGAAGGUAAGAGGGAUGUGGAGCUGGUGCCACCAGAAGAUUCAGUGUUUGAAGAUGCCGUGGUCAGUGAAGGUAGAGGAACCCAAAUAGAAGAAGAAAAUCCUUUGGAAGAAAAUACUCUGGCUGGGGAAGCAGCAUCUCAAGCUGGCAUUAGUAGUAAUGAGGCAGCCAACAAUGGGGAUGGUUCAGAUGCUUCAAGCCAAACACCUCAGACCUCAAGUGACUGGCUUGAACAAGUACAUUUAGUGUGAACUGCACACCUCUGGGCUCUAAACGAAUCACAGGUACAGAUGGUAUUCUAGUGGAGUAUGCUUUGUAGAGACUUGAUCCACUUAAUUCCAACUCAAUUAUAAACCACUGACAUUAGUAUUGAAUACGAAGGAGUUCCCUUGAAUGGUAGCUUCAUUUCUGAUUAUUACCUUAGAGGGAAUUUCUUUUGUAUUUAAUUGGAUAGCUUUUCCCCUUUGUGCUGACAAAAAAGAAGAGUAAGAGAAACACAAAUGGAAUAAAUAGGCUAGAUUCCACAUUGUGAGAAAAUGCAGUCCUCUGUUUAAAGUCAGCGAUACUUAAAAUGAAUGUUUAAAUUAAAGGCUUACUCCCUAAUCCUUGGGUGGUUUUUUCCUGUUUUAAAGAAAAAAGUUUUCUUCAUUUUAGAAGUUAUUUUGGACAGAUCUAAUAACAUGUUGUUCCUCAAUCUCUUUGUGCUCUUCUAUAACUUUAUUCCUUUUUGUCUGAGCGGUGUGAAUUGAGGUAUCCAAGGCAUCUCUUUAGUGCUACGUCUACCACAGUGUAGUUUUAAUAUUCACAUGAAUCAAAGAUUUCUUUUCAUGUCUAUUUCCAGUCCACUUGUGCCAAACUGACUCGUGCACUAACAAGGCGUUUAGGUGUGCAGUGUCCUAGAGGGCUCCAGAGUAGUCUCAGCCUUCUCGGGAGUUAAAGGUGCCACUUGGUACCAGAAUAUAAUGGGCUUUUGUUGCCAUGGAGACUGCAUUUAAAUAAAUGUAGCCUGUAGCUUAAGUUAACUAAACCUAAUGCUGCUGUUAAAAACAGUUUAUUUUAAUAUUAAAAUACAGUUGAUUAGCAACAGCGGUGCUGUAUUUUAAGAGACACUUUAUUGGAAGUGCAAUCAUAGUUCUUUGUUUUCACACUUUUACAGUGCAUUCUAAUUACUAAUGGGUGCAAUUACUUUUAAUGGUGUUUUAUAAAAUAGAAAAAAAGUGGAGUUUUCAUGAGUUAUAGUAAAUCCCACAAUUAUUAAAAAAUUUCAAUAAAACAUCCUGCGCAACAUGUUACCGUGCCUUUGCCUAACUAAAUGGAUAGUUGCCAGUUAAAUAAGUGAGUAAUUGAAAUUUCAGUGUCUCUUCUGAAGUAACUAUGCUAUGAAUUGCAAAGACCUCCAUAAAACCACCCAUGGCCUUGCCUUUACAGUAAAUAUAACUACUAAAUGUUCAAUCGGUUUGUUUGCCUAAAUAGCAAAUGCUGACAUGUGUUUGUUCUAUUGCACAAUACUCAUUUGCUGUGUGAUUACUGUUUAGUGUUGAAAAAAAAUCAACUUCCUAGUUAUCAGUGUCUUACUGUGAAGAAAAUACUGGUCUUAGUUGUAAUUAAGAUACAGUGAUACAGUGUGUAAUUAAAACUAGAGUAAACUGUUGGAAUGGCUGUUUUACUUACAUAUUAUCAAAACUAGCGUAACAUAAACAAAAUAGAUAUGCAACACUCCAUUUAAUGUUUUGCCAGAUUCUUACCAGAAAUCUACAGAUACCAAAAUUUCAGUACUGAGUUUGUACAGGCAAGUCCUGGGCUGGGUAAAAGGUUACAUUAGUAUGGAUAUCCAUGUGAGUUGUGAUUACGGUUUUUAUUUUUUUUUUUCCUCCAAAACCUGUUUCUGAAACUCUUGUACUUGGAAUUCAUAUGGCUAGGACACUCUAUUAGAGUACUUAAUAUUCCCCGGGUUCCCUUAGAAUAAACUGUGUGUGAAUCGCUCCUAGGCCAUGGAUAUCAAAGGUCCACAUUAGCUUUUAUUUCCCCGGUCUUCAGAAACAGUGAUAUCAAUCCCCAGUAAAUUAGUUGGGGAAAAUAUUGACUUUGUCUACAGUGUAUUACUGUAUAUUCAACUGAAACAGUCCAUUAAAGGAUUUUUUUACAAAUUUAUUUUGGAUUAAAAAUAUCAACACCAAUCAGUUUUUAGACCGAGUUGUAACUUUUCAAUAGAAAGUCUUUGUAUCACAUUGAGGCAUCUUGCAAAGCUGCAAUAAGGUGAGAAAGAGUGCUCUGUGUGAAGACAGUGUAUGUGAUGGGUUCUGGUUCCUUGCGCCUUGUGCAGUACCCUUUGUUUCUGUGCUAUCUCCUGAGCAUGAAAAAUGAUCAUUAUUCAAUUUGUAUUUCCUUGGUACAUAUUUUAAAAACAACACAGUCAUUGACUUUACAGUUCAGAAAUAAAGUUUGGCAAAGCCUAUUUUGUAAACAAGUUAAUUUUAUAAUGUAAAAAAAAAUUACUCUAACCUUGACUUGUUAUUUGCACUUUCAUAGUCUAUACUUGAUACAUUCCCACUUUAUAUACAGUAGGAUUCUACAAACGUGUAGAUGUUUGGCCAAAUGAAUGCUGUUAAUAUGUAAAAUUCUUUGAUUAAACAUUUAUUACUUAAACUA
This is a messenger RNA of Felis catus (domestic cat), 6392 nucleotides long. It is a transcript of the gene ANKIB1, whose product is annotated as ankyrin repeat and IBR domain containing 1. Bases 719 to 3994 code for a protein of 1091 amino acids. Gene Ontology annotation, molecular function: zinc ion binding; ubiquitin conjugating enzyme binding; ubiquitin protein ligase activity. NCBI's taxonomy places the organism in Eukaryota, Metazoa, Chordata, Mammalia, Carnivora, Felidae. The transcript has 21 exons. Gene Ontology annotation, biological process: protein polyubiquitination; ubiquitin-dependent protein catabolic process; positive regulation of proteasomal ubiquitin-dependent protein catabolic process. The record is from RefSeq and is a predicted model, not a curated record. Gene Ontology annotation, cellular component: cytoplasm; ubiquitin ligase complex.